AUGUUAAAGCGAUCACCUACAUGUAAAUAUUGUGGUAAAUCUUUUAGCAGUAAUUCUUAUUUGAAAGCGCAUAUUCGUGUUCAUGAGAUACCUGAUUCCUUCCGUUGCCCUGAAUGCAAUAAACUUUUCAGUUUGGGCGAAGAUGAAAGUGGUAAAAAUUAUUACGAAUGUGAAAUCUGUAAUAAACAAUUUACUAGCCUAACCUACAUGAAAGCUCACGUUAAAAUGCAUAACCAGCCAAGUUCAUGUGUAUGCAAAUUUUGCAGCAAACCAUUCAGUUGUAUCUCGGCAGUCAACAAGCAU
Messenger RNA from Trichoplax adhaerens, 303 nucleotides. RefSeq lists its product as uncharacterized. The transcript is spliced from 2 exons. Gene Ontology annotation, cellular component: nucleus. The record is from RefSeq and is a predicted model, not a curated record. NCBI's taxonomy places the organism in Eukaryota, Metazoa, Placozoa, Uniplacotomia, Trichoplacea, Trichoplacidae. The annotation marks the transcript as partial.